AUGGAGUCAGGAGUUGUGGAUCCACAGUGGGAGGCAGGCUCUCUGCUGGAGUCCCUGAUGGAGGGGGACUUUGAGGCGGUUCUGCUGAACCCCCAGGUGUUAGAUCUGCUCACUGGAGAUGGCAGCUGCAACGAGGGGGAGGACAUCGAGGCCUACUUGGAGAGACGGGUCCUGCUGUACCUGACUUGUGGCACGAACCACAGCCAGACCAACAGGGAGCUGGCAGUGAUGGCCUUAGCCGUCUCUUGCCUCCACAUGUUUUCCCAGAGUAACUGGACUGGUCCUCCGGUCUCCAUCCAUAUCUCAGACCUGCUGCCCCCGGCCCUGCUCUCCUCUCAGCCCCAGAUGCUGGUUGAGGCUAUCCACUCCAGCCUGCUCCUGGAUGGGGAGUCUGUGUAUAGCCUGGUGGCCAAUCCCUUCCUCCUCCUGCUGGCCAGGGUUAUUCUCACCAAGUGCUCCCCCAAGAUGGACAGCCUACAGCUGCUGCCCUGGUGGACCCUGCGCUAUAUCAACCUGCACCAGCAAAUCCUGGAGGCCUGUUCUCCGCAGCUUCUCAUCUUGGCCCAUAGCAGCAUGGACAAAGUGCUGAAAUGCCAAUCUCUGUUGUCGGAACACAGUGAACUGGCUAUCCAGUUCCACCUGGAGUGUGUCUACACCAGUCUGACCUACUAUGAGUACCAGCCAGCCAAGGAACACAUCAAGAAAGCCCAGGAGCUCUCAGGGCUGAAUAUCAAUAUGACUGGUGCUCUUGGCAAACGGACCCGUUUCCAGCAGAAAUACUUGGCUCAGCUCAUCCUUGAGGUAAAGAGAAAGCAGGGCCAGCCAGGCCAGAUGGAUGAUGAGACCAGUCCCACCCCUACACCUCAAGCUAGCUUGCCCAAGGACUACAGUCUGUCUGAUGACACCGUGCUGGAUAAGCUCAAUUUAGCGGAGCCAAAUCAGUAUGAGCUGCCUGACCUCAGCGCAGAGGAGCAGGCCGUCAUCCUGGGCAUCUGCACUGACUUCCAGAAGAAUAACCCUGUGCACAAACUGACUGAAGAGGAACUCCUGGCCUUCACAUCUUGUAUUCUAUCUCAGCCUAAGUUCUGGGCUGUAGAAGUCACAGCCCUUUGCCUCAGGACCAAACUGGAAAAAGGGAGCUCCCGAUGUGUUGAGAGGGCCAUGAUGCAAACCCAGGUUGAUGUGGUUCUCCUGGGUGGCGGCCUCUUGGGACAUGUGCCAGCUGGUGGAAUAGAGAUAAAACGGUUCUAA
Molecule: messenger RNA, 1251 nt
Organism: Micropterus dolomieu (smallmouth bass)
Lineage: Eukaryota; Metazoa; Chordata; Actinopteri; Centrarchiformes; Centrarchidae
Product: tetratricopeptide repeat protein 27-like
Exons: 11
Coding region: 1-1251 (416 amino acids)
Source: RefSeq, a predicted model, not a curated record